AGCACUAGGAAAAGAAGAAGAGAGAGGUAUCAACACAAGAAGAAACAUGGCAAAUGACAAGGUCGGUGUGCUUAACUUUCCACUGUCAUUUCAGAUUACCCGUAUUCGACAUUACAAUAUCGAAUAUAUAGACUCACCCGGUAUUCAACAGUCCUCAAUUAUCGUUUGCUGCUAAUGUGAGCGGAUGGAAAAGGCACUUUUAGUCCAGUCUUGGUGUUGAGUUCGCUUAGCUAACUUAGCGCAAAGCUAACUUUGUGUCAUAAAGUUUGAAAGCUACCAAAAGUUACCAUUCAAACAAAUCAUAUGUCGUGGCGUGGACUUGAAAAAACAUUCACAAUCCUCUCUAAAAAGAAAGGAAAAGCGAGUAGUUAGCGGCAUAUAUUGGCCGCGCUUUACAAGCUAACAUUAGCGUUAGAGAAAAAAAAGUCGACAAGAAGUUUAAGCUGCUAAUGAUUCCCAAGAUUAAUUGUACUUACUUUGAGUGUAGGGUGAGUUUUCACAGAAGUGGGGCCUGUUUAAUGUGAAAUACAUCAACUUUUCACAGUCUGAUAACCACGGUUGACGCCCUGCUGGAUUAGGAGGUGUCAUGUCAGGACAAGAGUGCCAAGCUGUCAGUCAUAGCUCUAGUCAAUAGUGGGUAGCGCUGGGCGAUGUGGGAAAAAGUUUAUCACGAUAUAUUUUUUUCAUAUCAGUCGAUAUCGAUAUAUAUAAUGAUAUGAAAAAUGAAAUUAAAAAGUGCUUAUUGAUAGCAUGUCUUUUCCAACACAAUAAGCUACUGUAUCUGUGAGAUCUUUGUGUCUCUUGGACGUUUUGUCAUUAGGCAGACUGAAUGGUCGGCUGUUUGUAGUGCUGUCUGCUUCACGUGUUAAAGUGCUAUGUGUAGCUGCAACCUGCUACUACACAGUUGUUUGCUACUUUGUUCUAAUUCAGCACAUGACUGGUUCAGUGCAAAGCGGACCCGGAGCAACUGCUCUUUUCAUUGGAUAUUUGUAUAGUCUACCAAAACAUGGCAGAAUGCCUACUAUCGACGAGCAUAUUGACCAUGUUUUAUAUCGAUACCGAGGGAAAUUGAUUUUCGAUAUAUAUCGUUAUCAUUUUAUCCCCCAGCCCUAAUAGUGAAUGUUGUUUUUUCCUUUUUUUCAAUUAACUUAAUCAAUAUAAUCAGUGAAAUGGUGACCAGUCACUAAUAUUUGUUGAACCGCCAUAAAUUAAUAAUACUGUCAUACUGUCAUAUACUGUUGUGUGUGCAUUAUCAUUUCUCACAUGUAUAAUUUAAUGAACUAACCUAGCUAUCAAUCGUUUACCUGUGCUGGAACAUAGUCUUUGGGUAGAUUUUGUGAUUUGUCUUAGUUUUUGGUCAGAGGAGUAAAUAAAAAUUAAAGUCCCAGAUGGUACUAGUUAACAAAUAGUCUUUAUUUUCAACUAUCUUGGUGUAAGAUGUGUUGAGAGAGAAUGGAAGUUUUACAGUUUUACUAUUUAAACCCUGUUUUUUAAACCUUUUUCUUAUAGUACAUAACAUUUUAUUGUCAUACAAUUUCUAGUUGACUACUAUGUUUUUGGAAACUCAAGGGUGACACUGGGUUCUUGGCUAUUUGUUUGUUUGUUUCUUUGUUUGUUUGUGUCAUGCCUGCAUAUUUCUGUGUUUGUAUGUGAAUGUGUGUGUAUCUGCAUGUGAGUACAGAAUCCCUUAAACCAGCUCAAAGACCUGGUAGAGCUGAAGGACCAGCUAGAAGACAUCCAGAGACGGGUGGAGGAUGAAAUACAAGCCGGGGUGCCUCCGGUAAGUCUUACACAAACAAUGACAUGUAGAUGUCAAGAUCACUUUGGUUGUUUUUUUUCCUGACAAGGCAAACGACUGAAAAUAGUUUUUUAUGAAAUAAUUGCCAAGUCCCAGAACCAAUUUUUACCCUCUUUUUCUCUUUAGGGAGGCAGCUUGCUGGGCUCUCCUUUCCUAAAGGGGUUUCUGGCUGGCUAUGUAGUUGCAAGGCUACGCUCUUCGGCACUGAUGGGAGUAGUCGUAGGAACAUGUACAGGAAUCUAUGCUGCACAGAAUUAUGCUGUUCCCAACAUUGAAAACACAAUCAAAGACUAUGUAAACAACCUGAGAGGGGGGAGGAAAUGAGACAACUGGAAUAAAACUAAGAUGGCAAGGAAGGAGGGAGAGACUGCCGCAAAGUGAGGAUGCAGAUACAGCUGCAUAUGGGAACAGAUACGUAUUUCAAAGUUGAGACCUUUUCAUAAAAUAAUGCUCACUAUCCACAUGGAUUCUGAAAUGUUUUAAAGUAGAGAUAAACUGAAAGAGAAAGGAUAAAAUGGUGUAUCUUUUAUAAUUCUCUGUGUAUUCAUCCAGGUGCUUGCUUCAUUAGUGUUUAGAAUGGGUGACUGGAAUAAAUAUCUACAUGAACACGUUAAAAUCCAUGUUGAAAGUAUUACAAUUCACAAUUUCAAUGGCAGCCAGGCCCUUUUUUCGCCCAAAUAUGGUCAAUGUUGAGAUCUAGACAAACUCCUGUCAUUAAGAAAACCCUUACAGCUGCUGUAACUGAUUUCUGAUCUCAACUUUAUCUCCCUCUAAACUUCAUGGUAUACUUAGGGAGAUUCCAUGGUACGUAAGGGUGACCAGCUAGUGUCAGCUAGUUGUCUAUUUCAGGUUAACUGUAGAGAAACACAUAUUUCUUCGACUCUUCAGACACAGAGGGUGUCAGGUUUCUGUGAAGCAGUCAAUGCUUGUAGGGUUUACAGAGUUUGGCUUACAUGGUAGCAUUGAAGCAGAACAGAAAAGCAAGUGAGUUUUACUAGUGUUUUCAGCCCUCUAGUGGUCAGAAAUUGAUUGUUGCAGUCGAAACUAUGUUUGCACUUCAUUGCUCAGGGUCUGAUAGAGCAUGUAUAAUUAUCUCACCUCUCACACCGUAGUGCUCUUUUGUGUUAAAACCCUCUAACCUUUUUCCUGGUCAUUACCGCGGUUUGCAGAUGUUAAGUUUUCGAUAUUGUGUGAUGUGUCUUUCAGGUAAACCCUCCCAAGGGCCAAGUUUAAGUUAGUAAAACAUCCUUUGUUUUUAAUUUAAUCUUGUCUGUUGAAGUUCCUAAGAAACAAACAUUACAGCUUUCAAAAAGUUGUUUUUGCGAUUAUAAACUCAACUGUAAAAAUGUCACACUCCAGUCAAAAAUAACAAAAUAGUACUCCCAAAAGGCUUCUUUAUAUAUUCCUCCUUACAGGCGCCAAAUAUAUGCCAAAGUCCUAUUUAUAUAUAGUUCAAUUUUAUUUGGGAGAUUUUAACAGAUCAUUUCUGUGUGUUUUAGUUCUCUUGUGUUAAUUAUCUAUUACGCGUGCCUACUCUGGUUGGACUUGAUAAUAUCAUCUCAUGCCAUGUGUGCAAUAGCCUUUUUCUGAUUGGAUUAGGCUGCUUAUUUCAUAUGCUGGAAGCAAGUUGGAUCUUUUGCACUUAAAUGUAUUAUAGGGUUGUAAACUGUUACUUGGUCUUGCUAGGAUAAAUUAUCUUUUGCCUGGGAAUCUUCUAAAAGUUUUAAGAAAAUUAGCAAAAUAUUUAUGUAAAAUGAUGGUUGUGCUUCAUGUUUGAUGACUUGUGCACCCUGUAUUUCUUAGUUCUAAAUUUCUAAGAUGUUAGUAUUUUCCCAUAAAAUGCUGUUGCUGUUGAACACUAGUCUGAAAACUUACGAUGCAGCACCAAAUACCUCAAUAGUAGCGUACAUGAUGAGCUGCAACGCAAUAAAGUGUAAAUGGUUAAUUGCUGGGUUGAUUUCAUAGUGCCAUUGUUAUGGAAAGAUAAAUAAUUGUCAUGUCUGAUUUAAAUCACAUUUGUGGUUUCCGAAAUUUCCACCAUGACUAUUAAUCAUUGGUUUAGCAACUUUUUCUUUUUGACAAAACUAUAUCCUUAUGAAUGGAAAGAAAUGUAAAACUGCACUAAGAUGUCUUUCAUAUGCCUGCAGCAGUAGCCAGUUGCUGCCACUGAAAUGAUGAAACUGCACAUCGUGUACACAGUUAGGCCUGUGAGAGGUAGACAAAAAGCCAUAAAGGGUCAUUGUUGUUCUGUUUGUUUGAGUGUUGUCUGGACUGGAAAGCGUACUGAGAAAGUGUAUACUCUUUGUUAACUGAAUCCCCCAAAACAACUUGUGCCUAUUGACAAUCAUGAUGUUAUUGCCCCUGUGUUGCAUGUUUAAGUUCAUCAGUUUUCCUUGUAUUUUGUCUUUGCAUGUUUUUUUUUCUGAUACCUUGUUUAAGGACUCUUAGUGUGAUGGUAUUUAGAAUAGGACAGGUUAACUGUAGUGACUUCAUUUCACCUGGUUAUACAGAUGUCUCACUAUCAUGGGUUUCACUCUUGCAAAUCACAGCACAAAGCUUCACAUCAAACUGUUGUAUUUGACUAUUUAAAAUGUCAUUCUGAUACUGUCAAAGAAAAACAACAAAACUGUCUUUAAAAGUUUUAUUUUGGAUGUUAAAAUAAAUGGAGGAAAGUACAGUUGUCUAAAAAGUCGAUCAUUCCUGGUUGCAUUAUGUUUGAAUCUGAGUCAGUAUUUUUAAAACUGUUUCAUCCACUUAGCUCUAGGUUUAAGAAGACCCAGGUUACUGGAUCUUGAAUGUAUAAAUAUAGAGAUUAUGUUUUAAUAAUUGUAAAGAAAUUAUAAUUUCUCACUGAAACGCUACCAUUUUCCAAUCUGCUUUUUGCUCUGGGUCAAAUUUUCCAAUCUUUUUUUCUAUAGAAACUUUCCAACUAAGACUUUUUUUUUUUUUUAGCAAACUAAAACAUUCCCCCCAAAAAUCUUUUUAAGUCUGAAAAUAAAAGCACACUAAAUUCCUUACUUCCCAAAGCAAUGCUAAAAGUAGACACUUAAUCAAAAGCUUAAUAAAAUGUUUAUAAUCUGUGCCUUAUGAAACCCCAAAGGUUCAUAAUAGUCUUCAAAAUUAAGUUGAGUAUUAGCAUACAAAGCUGUUGCAAAGAUAUGAUUUGGACUGAUGUCAGACUGUUGCUGUUCGCUGGGGGAAGUUCCAUCAGCUUCC
This is a messenger RNA of Xyrichtys novacula (pearly razorfish), 5014 nucleotides long. The record is from the annotation of a GenBank genome assembly. NCBI's taxonomy places the organism in Eukaryota, Metazoa, Chordata, Actinopteri, Labriformes, Labridae.